AGCGGCGGCGGCGUGGCCGCGUAGGGUGACUGGAUUCCUCUGCUCCGGAGGCGGUGGCGGGGCCCCUGCGCGGCUCGGCGGUGGGGAGGGAGACCAUGCGGAAAGUGGUGGUGGUCACCGGGGCCAGCAGUGGCGUUGGCCUGGCUCUCUGCAAGCGGCUGCUGGAGGAAGACGAUGAGCUGCACAUGUGCUUGGCGUGCAGGAACGUGGGCAAAGCGGAGGCUGUCCGCGCCGCGCUGCUGGCCGCUCACCCCGCCGCCGAGGUCAGCGUCGUGCAGGUGGAUGUCAGCAACCUCCGGUCAGUCAUCCGGGCCGCCAGGGAGCUCAAGCAAAGGUUUCAGAGAUUAGACUAUGUCUAUCUGAAUGCUGGGAUCAUGCCCAAUCCACAGCUGAAUAUCAAAGCACUUUUCUCUGGCCUCUUUUCAAGAAAAGUGAUUCAUAUGUUCUCUACAGCUGAAGGACUGCUGACCCAGGAAGAUAAAGUCACUGCCGAUGGGCUCCAGGAGGUGUUUGAAACCAACGUCUUUGGCCACUUUAUUCUGGUAAAAGGACUGGGCUCAAGAAGCUCAUAUUAGUGCUAGAAUCCUAAAGGCUGGCAUGGACAUGUCCCAGGCCUGUUUGUUAAGCUCAUUAAUUUAUGGCUAGCAUAAAAUCCUUGAGUAUUUAAAUGGGGUGAUCACUGCACUCUGUGAAAACAUUGCUUCCCUAAAGCAUUUGAUUGAUAUAUUUUCUUUUUUUUCUUUUGGUGUCAAUUUUAGAGAGCAGAGACAAAGUGAGAAAGAAACACACAGGUGCCUUCAGAAACAAUGUACAGAACUGUGAGGAGGUGUACCAGUCCUGUUCUGAACGGUCUUUGAAACUGGGCUUGGUGCCAGAUAGGAGAGGGGAGUGGGCAAGCCACUGUUAAACAAGAGUCCAUAAUUAGGCUCUUAUUAUCUUGACUUCUGAUUCUUCAGCAUCUAUACCGUGUGUUAUAGUUCCAGGCACACAUGCAUGUAAGCAAGAGACGUGUAGCUUGUCUCACCUGUUCUGCACUCUUGCUCAGGCAUGAUCCCAGGGGACAGCUCUACUGUCUAGAUUAAAUAAUGCCCAACUGUGUCGCUGGUGGCCUGUCAUUGCCCGGUGUUGGAGGAACCCCGAUGCUGGGUUGGCCUGCACAGAGCCUGUAUUUCUGACGCCUCUCUAUUCACCGCCACUCUUCUUCACCUUCAGCCCCAUUUCCCUUAACAUUGGAACUCUUUGAGCACUCGCCUGUAUUUACAGUAAAUGAAGAUGUAGGCAAAUGUUGGGAUAUUGUGGACCCACUAAAAGAAAUGAGGUAAAUGUUUUGCACUUAUGUGGGACAGCCUCUCAUAUUUUAUUAUGAAGAAGAAAUAGCAGGGGCCUGUAUGUAUAGUGUGAGCUCAUUUGUAGAAACAGAAGAAAAUCCAUCUCUAUGUAGUGUAUAUAAAUGUAUAUAAUAUUUC
Molecule: messenger RNA, 1466 nt
Organism: Leptonychotes weddellii (Weddell seal)
Lineage: Eukaryota; Metazoa; Chordata; Mammalia; Carnivora; Phocidae
Source: RefSeq, a predicted model, not a curated record